AUGUUGGUCAAAAGGCAACAAACACACUUUGAAGUAGCUGCUUUGUUAACAGAAGCUUACACAAUUUCUGCAACGACAAGUAAUGCCGUAAAUGGAUUUAGAGCUUCGGGAGUGUGGCCUGUAAACCGAAAUGUUGUUUCUGACACAGAUUUUGUGGCAAGUGAAAACCUAAUGAUCCCAGACACUGUUGGACCCGAGAAGGAAGAUACUCCUAGCGAAGUUACAGAUGUGGCAAAUGAAAAUCAAGCCAAUCUUGCCCAGGAAGAUCCGGUCCCAUCAACAAGUAGACUAACACAAGAAGAAAAAAUGAGACCACAUAAAGAUAGUAAGACUGUUUUAAUUGAAAAAAUAAGUCCACUACCAAAACCAAAAAUUGUCAAAGAAUUGGGUGAAAGGGCUAGAAAAAGGUGGCACUACUGCCAGAAAGCCCUUAUAAAAAUGAGCUUGAGGAAAAAUAUGCCUUAAAGGUACGAAAAGGUGUAAUGAAGAAGGCUAAAGAGACUGCCAAAAAGAUAUUUUUCAAACCGAAAAGUCAAAACAAAAUACUAAAAAAGCUAAGCCUUCUAAUAGAGAAGAUAAAAUUAUAAUCGAGGCUAAUGCAGAUGACUGGUUUUGCACAAUAUGGCAAGAAUCUAUAGUUGAAGUUAUGAUAAAGUGCAACAAAUGUGAAACAUGGGCACAUGAAAUGUGUACUGACUUAUCACGACUUAAGGACGACUACGUGUGCGACUUCUGUCUUUAAACUUAUUUUUAUAAUUUAAAAUGUUCUUUUUAUCUAAAUUACUUAAUAAAACUACUGAUUUUAUAUAUAUAUAUAUAUAUAUAUAUAUGAGCAGUAGUCAUUGC
Messenger RNA from Acanthoscelides obtectus, 846 nucleotides. The record is from the annotation of a GenBank genome assembly. Lineage: Eukaryota; Metazoa; Arthropoda; Insecta; Coleoptera; Chrysomelidae.